Molecule: messenger RNA, 1179 nt
Organism: Macadamia integrifolia
Lineage: Eukaryota; Viridiplantae; Streptophyta; Magnoliopsida; Proteales; Proteaceae
Exons: 1
Coding region: 165-851 (228 amino acids)
Source: RefSeq, a predicted model, not a curated record
CGAGUUCAGCUUCAUAGGCUUUUAAGCCUCUAAGGUUAGUUCCUUAGAGGUAAUAGGCUAGAAUUCCGGCGAGGGUCGUCGGUAAAUUCCAACUCCGGUUGCCGGGAAACCUGAAAAUGAUAUAACAGAAGUUACCAAGCCAAGCCAGGUGGGGUGAUUCUUUAAUGGCAAAGGGCCGGAAAGUCGGGUCGAGUAGUCGUCAGGAACGUUUACUGGAGACGUUUGGUUACGGUGGUGGAGGCCAUGAAAACGGUAACGGCACGGAUGUAUCGGAGCUAGUGGAAGAGGAUGUGUGGUCGAUGGUGGAUGACAUGGAAAACAUGGACUUGGCUGAUCAUCGAGAUGAUCACAGCCACAGGCACCCAUCACCACCCAUAGCCACCACCGCCAACGGGUGGAGCCGUAAUCGGCGGUGGAGUGGUAGUGGCCGUGGUAGAAGGGAGGAGCGCGCGGCGGUGGGUGGGCUUUCGAUGGCCUUCGUCGACGAUUCCGGCAGGGCACAGACAUCGAGGAGGAUCGUGCAUCAAUCCCGAGGAGGAGGAGGACAGGAUGGCUUGGCAUCGCACAGUGGCACUGGACACCACAUGGCUACGUCAGCGCCGGUGAACGUGCCGGAAUGGCCCAAGAUUCUCCGGGUUAACUCAGUAGAAUCGAUGCAUGACUCGGAUUACGGGUUGGACGAUGGUGACUCAGAGAGGGUUCCGCCACACGAGUACCUGGCUCGGGAGUAUGCCAGGACCCGAAAGAUGACCGCCACUUCCGUUCUGGAAGGAGUCGGUCGAACCCUUAAGGGCAGGGAUAUGAGCCGGGUUCGUGAUGCUGUCUGGAGUCAGACCGGGUUUGAUGGUUGAAUACUAUGAAUAAAAGUAUAAAACGAAUUAGUAGUGCUAUUUUAAUUCUUUCUUGGGCAAUGAUUCGGACCGGGUGAACCAAAAUCACUCUGGCAGCGGUUGAGCCUGAGCAGGACUAUGCCUACUUCUCUCUACUUCACAUAUAUAGUCUCUUCCCUGCUUCUCCUUCUUCUCCUCUUUCUUUCUCUCUCUUGUCUGUCUAUUGGUGGUUGGAGGUGUUGAAAACUACAAAUUGUAUUUAAUCCAUUUUAUGUUUGCUAGGGUUAAUGUUAAGCAAUUCUUGUUCCUUUAAUGUAAUCAAAUUUAGGAAUAUGGUUUUUUGGAUUAA